AAAAAAAUAGAACUGACAAGAGAGUGCUAAUCGUAAAAAGCAUACAGGCGAAUCAGAUUCAUUAUAAUACAUUCUGUGAGUCAUCGUUUAUAAUAUGUUUUGAGCGAUCACAUCAUUUUCAACAAGUUCACGUAAUAGUAAAUCCCAACAAAAUUGACACUAUUGUCCACUUCUCAUUAGAAUUCUUUAAGAAUGUCUGAGUUAUUGGUUGUACCAUUGAAAAAACCGUCCGAGGUAAAUAUUGCGCCGCUGGACAAUUUGAUACAAAGUGCGUAUAGUUCAAAUUCGCCUGGAACUGCAGCCAGUUAUUCGGAAGCGGUAAACGAAUUUGGAAAAUUGAGAAACGUUGCCAUCUGGAAAUUUUUCGAGAAGCAUGAGGGUUCGUUGGAAGUGGUUAACGGUUAUUAUGAUCAGUUAUGUGCCUUGGAGACGAAGAUUCCGGUGAAUGAGUUGCAGAUUCCUUUUAAGUGGAAAGAUGCAUUCGACAAGGGAUCAAUUUUCGUAGGACGAAUGAGUUUGACUCUAACUUCGUUGGCAUACGAGAAAGUUUGCGUUCUGUUCAACAUUGCUGCACUUCAGAGUGCGGUAGCAGCGUCUCAAAGUGUCGAAAGCGACGAGGGUCUGAAGGUGGCCACUAAACUCUUCCAGCAAAGUGCUGGCAUAUUCAAUCAUUUGAAAGGAAUUACACCAGCAGCAAUACCCCAAGAGCCAACGCCAGACUUGAACCCGGACACAUUACAGGUUCUCGCCAAUCUAAUGGUUGCACAAGCUCAAGAAAUUUUUGUCGUCAAAGCGAUUAGAGACAAUAUGAAGGACGCUGUUAUCGCAAAACUUGCAUGGCAAUGUGAGGAACUAUAUGCGGAGACUCUCCGGGGCCUUCAAAAAGAUUCCACGAGAUCUAUUUGGGAUAAGGAGUGGAUACCAACGAUUGCCGGCAAGCAGGCCGGAUUCCACGCACUCACCCAACUAUACCAGAGUUUGGUCUGUCGAGGCAACAAAGCAAUUGGUGAAGAAAUCGCUCGACUACAAAAUGCUGUCGAACUUUUCAAAUCAGCUCAGUCUCGUGCGGGAAAGCCCAAUCUCUUCGAGGAAUAUGCGAAUAAAGCGCAACGAAACCUGGUGGAAUCAAAGAAGGAUAACGACUUCAUUUACAACGAUAUGAUUCCAGACAUAAAAACGUUAGCACCUCCCGGCAAAGCUCUUCUAGCAAAACCGACAGCAUUACAGGCCACAUUCAGUUCGAAUCCGAAGGACCUGUUCGAAAAACUGGUUCCAGUAGCUUUGCACCAAGCAAUGACUGCAUGCGAAACUCGAAAGAAUGAGUCUGUGAACACUGAAAUAAUGAAAUUACGUGAAUCGACGCAAGUAUUAAACAGUAUUCUGGCCAGUCUAAACCUUCCUGCCGCCAUUGAAAACCACGUGGGCUGUGUGUUGCCACCAUCUUUGUUGGAGAAGAGUGAAGAGGUGCGCAAUAAAGGCGGUAUCGAGCACGUUCGGAAUCUUAUUACCGAAUUGCCCGAUUUGUUGAAACGAAACCGUGAAAUUUUGGACGUAACAGAUCGAAUGCUGGACGAAGAAGCUCAGUCUGACAAGGAAUUGCGCGAACAGUUCAAACAAUUGACGCGAACUCCUUCGGACAAAUUGACCAUCAAUUUCCGAUCGAAUGCAGCUAAAUACCGUGAGAUCAUAAAUAACGCCGUUCAGGCCGAUAAAGUUGUUCGCGACAAAUUCGACAAGUGUGCACACGGUAUGGAGAUGUUAUCGAAAAAUGCAGGCGAAUUGGAACGGGCAGUGCCAAGCAGCAACAAAGCCGACAUGCCCAACUGUUCAUCCAUUCAAAUGCUGCGACAAUUAAUGGAAUCGGUCGCCACUUUGAAGGCAGAACGGGACGUGAUUGAAUCGGAAUUGAAAUCAGCAACGGUGAAUAUGAGAGAUGAAUUUUUGGAAGCAUUGAGUAAGGAUGGUGCUAUCAAUGAGCCGGCAUUGUCGGUGCCAGGAAUCGGAAAGAUUCUGGGCCCUAUGCAAAACCAUGUUAAAGACAGCAUUCAACGCCAAGAGAAACUUGUUCAAGACAUACAAUCAGCACAUAAGAACUUUGUAGCCGAAACGGGUGCUGGAACUGGUUCGCGGGAUGAAUUCUUUACCGAAUUGGCACAAGCGUAUGCUAGCUAUAUUGAACUUGAGAAUAAUCUGAAAGAAGGAACCAAGUUUUACAACGAUCUUACUCAGCUGCUCGUUGCCCUCCAAAACAAAGUUUCCGACUACUGUUUCGCCCGUCAAACCGAGAAGAAAGAAUUUUUGAAGGACCUAACAUCGGAACUCAGUAAUCAUAAUCCAGCCGCGCCACCAGCGGCUCCAGCAAACUUCGGAUCGACCAAUCCAACUCCGCCCACAUCAACUGCACCAUCUUCAUCUCCAUAUCCUACUCAAAUUCAAGGGAUGCCAAUACCAUAUGGAGCUUCGCCUGCGGCUCCAUAUCCAGCUUAUGUGCCGCCACCAAUGCCUCAAGGUUUUAAUCCUUACGCAACACUACCAUACCCUACCAAUCCGUAUAACUACCAAAACUUCCCACAAGGACCGCAACAAUAUGGAACGUAUCCAGGCAGUUAUGCUCAACAACAACAGCAGCAACAACAACCACCACCAGGCUAUCCCGGCUAUAAACCUCCAGGAUGGUAAGGUUGCUGUACCGGACAAAUUUGGCAUUUGAAAUCAACAAUUUCGGGAAAAUGGUGUCGUCAUUAUGAUGUCAGGCGUCUGAUCAAAAUAAUUUGUCUGUUUGUUGAUUCGACUUUAUGAUUUAGCGAUAUAGCAUUUUGAAUGCAAGUUCUAAUAUUGAAAUUAAUCAUUUUUUUUUCUUCUAUUUUUUAUUGUUGAGCAUAAGCAUAUUACGCCCUAACCGAAAUGCGAAAAUAAAUCAAAAAUUUUAAUGAA
Molecule: messenger RNA, 2934 nt
Organism: Bradysia coprophila
Lineage: Eukaryota; Metazoa; Arthropoda; Insecta; Diptera; Sciaridae
Product: programmed cell death 6-interacting protein-like
Biological process (GO): mitotic cytokinesis
Cellular component (GO): endosome
Molecular function (GO): protein binding
Source: RefSeq, a predicted model, not a curated record